GUUGCGAAUGAAAACAAUGAUAAAAGUUAAAAGUUAGAUUAAUUUUCAACAAUAAAAAAACUUAAUUCUCAAAAUGGCCGCAUCAAUGAAAGGACUUGAUCCAGUCCUAAAAAGAUACUUACGAUCUAACAAAUUGCCAGAUGUAUACGAGGCCCUUAUAACUGGACUUGCUGUGAUGUGUCCGGAGGAUCCGCACCAGUUCAUCAUUGACAAUCUCAAGUACCUCAUUGAGUUUGGAACGGAUGGAUUAGAAUGGGACCUGUUUGUGGAAGAAUUUAUGAAGCCGUUAAACAAGGUUGUGUCGGAGAGCAACCUGGAGUUCAUCUUCAACAUGGAUGAUGAGAGCAUGCUGGAAGGUCCGAUUCCCAAGCGUAUUUUGCACCUGCUCCAGCCGACUCCAGAGAUGUAUGAGAAGGCCUACCUCCACUACAACACCAAGUCCAUGAAGGUCACCUUCUGCUCUUGGAUGCAGUACUACCUGCGAAAGAAGCGUAAGAGGUUAGACAUGGAGGAAAAGAUGACGCGAGCCACCACAUUCCACUCACACAGGACACUCAAACUCUACCUCGAUGAGUGGAUCGAAUGGGUCAAGUACAGGAAGGGAAGACAAGCAAUGGCAUACCAGAAGAUAUCCCAUGUUCUAAACGUGUCCAUUGGACGAGUGAUUUUUGAGGCUUGGCAUUCACACACCUUGGAUGCUCGACGACAGCGGGAAUAUUUUGAGCGACUGGAGCGUGGAGAGAACAUGGAGGAUGAUGAUGCUUUUGGACAGGGAACUGGUGAGGCACGGGACUCUAUCUCCAACCUGCCAAGAAAGGUUGCCAUACAGAUUUUCCGAUACGUGGAUGUAGCAGACCUGGCCCGAUGUGCAUGUGUCUGUCGCUCCUGGAAGGUCAUCACACAGGCAAACUCUCUCUGGAACAGACUUGAUUUUCACAGAGUUAGGAACAGUAUUUUGGAAGGGUAUGCUAGAAGGCUUAAUAAGACAUGUGAAUUGAGUGGCCCUGCAGGCUUAAAGCCACUAAUCAGUUGUCUUGUUGAUCAUGAAGUUGAAACGUUGCAUCGGGUAACUGACAAGGUGGUGACAAAGCUGCUGUACAAAUGUCGGCCAUACCUGAUCCACCUGAACAUGCGUGGCUGCAUGUUCAUUUCCGAGCCAUCCUUCAUCAGUAUCAGCGAGUGCAGUAAUCUGCAGGACCUUAAUUUCUCGGAGUGUACAGGUCUUAAUGAUGAGCACCUGAAGUUGGUGGCAAAGGGCUGUAAAAUCCUGCUGUACCUGAACAUCUCACACACUCUGGUCACCGAUGCCUCCCUCAGGACUAUUGCAAAGAACUGUAGCAACUUGCAGUACCUGUCCAUGGCCCAUUGUAAGAAGUUCACCGACCGUGGCCUUCUGUACCUCUCUGCCGGCAAGAACAGCAAGAAACUAGACUACAUCGACCUCUCCGGAUGUCUACAGAUUACCCCAGAUGGAUUCAAGAAUCUUUCCAAUGGCUGUACAAAUCUACAGACACUGCUGUUGAAUGAUUUCCCAACACUGAGUGACGACUGCUUGUUCCCUGUUGCGGCCAAACUCACCAAGAUCAGCACACUCUCCUUACUUGGCUCACCUAACCUCUCCGAUGAGGCAUUCAAAAGAAUAGCCAGCAACAAGAACCUGAAGAAAAUCAAGAUUGAAGGUAACCAACGCAUCUCAGAUGCCAGCCUGAAGCAGAUAGGUCAGAGUUGCGUGAACCUGGAGCAUAUCUACAUUGCAGACUGUCAACGCCUUACUGACCUAGCUCUCAAAGCCCUGGCUCCCUGCAAACACCUUGCUGUGGCAAACUUUGCAGACUGUGUCAGGGUUGGAGAGAAGGGGGUGCGGGCCCUGGUGGAGGGGCCCUGUGGUCCGCGACUGCGGGAGUUCAACCUGACCAACUGUAUCUGUGUCAACGACAUGACCAUGGUCCAUAUACACAAGAGGUGCCACAAUCUGACAUACCUGAGCCUGUGCUUCUGUGAACAUCUAUCUGAGGCUGGUAUCGAACUUAUCGGGCAAAUCCAUAGCCUCACGUCAGUUGAUAUAUCAGGUUGUAACUGCGGGGACCAGGGUCUGGCUGCCCUUGGCAACAACAGUCGGCGAGACGUGACGCUCUCCGAGUGCGUGAACAUUACCGACCUUGGCCUCCAGAAGUUUGCCCAGCAGUGCAAGAACAUAGAGAGACUCGACCUCUCACACUGCAUGCAAAUCACUGAUGGUGCAAUAAAGAACCUUGCUUUCUGCUGUAGGAUGUUAAAUGUACUCAAUCUAGCUGGCUGUAAACUGGUGACUGACCUGUCUAUCCAGUACCUGUCUGGAGUCUGCCACUACCUUGUACAGCUUGAUGUCAGCGGCUGUCUUCUUAUCACAGACAAGGCAUUGAAGUAUUUGAGGAAAGGCUGCAAGAAGCUGAGCCUUCUUAUCCUGCUCUACUGUAAGGGAGUCACAAAGAACUCUGCCCAGAAGAUGAUGCGACAUGUGGACACUGUACAGUACAACAAUGAUGAAGUGCCAUCCUACUUCGGCUACUAAGCAUGAACUGAUUGUGAUCUUCUGCUUAGGACUCAAGUGUGCCUUCAGUGUGUGUAUGCUUUAUCAGCAAAUAGCAGUGAAGUAUUUUCAAUUGCAAGACAUUAGUUUUAUAACUAGCUGCUACUUUUACCUUAGGUUCUAAGUUUUCUUUCAUAUUUCAUAUGCUUUGCAACAUGUAUACAUUGUUUUGUUUUAUUUCCCCAAGUAUUUAAAUGUAGGUUGAGUGUUUUUAAUGCAAUCCUCGUUUCUAUACUUGUUCCCCGAAAAACAGUAUUAUUCUUGUGAUACAAAAUGAUUGAUUUCUAAAAUGG
Messenger RNA from Mya arenaria, 2862 nucleotides. Its product is annotated as dynein regulatory complex subunit 6-like. The record is from RefSeq and is a predicted model, not a curated record. Gene Ontology annotation, cellular component: SCF ubiquitin ligase complex. The transcript has 23 exons. Gene Ontology annotation, biological process: SCF-dependent proteasomal ubiquitin-dependent protein catabolic process. Lineage: Eukaryota; Metazoa; Mollusca; Bivalvia; Myida; Myidae. Bases 74 to 2551 code for a protein of 825 amino acids. Gene Ontology annotation, molecular function: protein binding.